CAGUAACUUAGAAAAAAUUCUCAUUAAUGUUUAUAAUUGAUAUUUUAGGACACCUUUAAAGAUGACGUUAAAGUAUCCAUCAAGGUCCUCCACACCAACUUUCAGCCUAUAGGUGCCCAGGAGAGUGACUGUAUACGCCGCCUGAAUCAAGCUGAUCCCUACCACUUGGCACCAAUUUUAAGAUUACAGAAUACAUUCAUGCUGGACAAUCACUACUGUAUGGUGUUUGAUCUCCUGGACCCGUCCCCUCUGUCACUGCACUUCAAAAAAAUAGAUAAAAAUCAGAUGAUUCCACUGCUGAAGAAAGUUACAGUGAAACUGCUUCAGGCUUUGGGGUUUUUGAAACAGCAGAAUGUAAUCCAUGCGGAUCUUAAGCCAGAAAACAUACUCUUAGAGUCAGAGCACAAUUUCUCUAGUCUGAAGAUAGCUGAUUUUGGGAAUGCCUUCCACUGUGUCCAUGAUGAAGUCUCUUUGUACUAUGAUGACUUUGAACUACAGACUUUACUGUAUAGAGCUCCUGAGGUGAUGUUUGGCAUCCCGUUUGGCACGGAGGUGGACAUGUGGUCUCUGGGCUGUAUCUUGGCCGAGCUCUACUUGGGGCAGCCAUUGUUUGGGUACGGGAACAAGAAAUUGGUCCUUGAACAGAUUACGAAAGUACUUGGCCCUUUUCCACGAGAUCUGUGUCAGAGAGGGAAGUAUUUCCAGGAAUUAAAGUAUUUGACAGAACCAGGACAGCAGAAGGAAGCCACCAUGAAAAUAUUGAAGAAGUUGAGACAAAGCUCAUCUGCUGUCACGGACUUUUCCUUUGCAAGUUUUUUAUCAGGACUUCUCAGAUACAAUCCAGCUGAGCGAUUGACACCCUCCCAAGCAGCCAGGCAUCCAUUUCUGGCAUCAGAGCUGGGAUUCAGAUAUCUUCUAGACAAUGAGACCUACCCUUCGUGCCAUUUGACACGUGAGAUGUAUGGUGAUUAUGGACCAGCGAUAGCACCGCAAAUCUCAAAGCGCUUUCUAUCCCCCGUAGCUCUUCUGCACAGGGGCACUUCUAUUCAGCCCCCAGUGGAAUUACCCCAGGGCUGUAAUGGUGCCUCACGUCAUUCCAAGAUGCUGGGACACAGCAGCAGACAAGUAGCAGAGGUUCUGCCACUGAAGAAGGUCACACCAACCUCAAAACUUAGAGUGAAUGAGCAUCGAGGCAGUACGAGAUGGUUAGAUGCUGAUGUGGAUAAUGGUCCUGCAAAUAACAGUGCAAGACAGCUAGGCACAAACUCCCAGAAUGCUUCAGUACAUAUGGCUGUGAUGGAGAGUCAUAGGGUGGCAGAAAAUGGCCAUGAUUUAGCUGAUGAGGUGAAUGGCCUGUAUCGACAGAUCCAGGAUGAGAAUGCAUUGUUGGAAGAAUAUCCCUCCACUUCUGAGGAAAGUGAUGAUGAACAUGUUCAGAGUGAUCAUGCCCCAAGAGAGUGGUUUAGGUUCAAUGGGACACCACAGAAUGAAAGUGAAAGUUCUCAGGAUUCAUUAGAAGGUCAGAAUAACUCCAGGCAUGUAGAAAUAAAUAACAGCCAUGUCAGGCAGGUUCAGGUGCCAGGAACUCAAAACCUCAAUGAUUUAACAUUUAGCAUCAAUGAUGAACAUGUUGAAAAUUUAGCCAAUAACAAUGCUACUGACUCCUCAAUGAGCAGAAGACAGGAGAAAGGCUAUUUUGUUCACGGUUUGACAGAUCAAAGAUUUUUUGAAAAACAAAGUGCGAGAAAGAGAGAGUUUGUUCAUCAGACCCCGAGGAAUGGGAGGUUUGCCCAUGUGUCUGGGGAAGAUAGAGAUUUUGUGCGGAGUAAAGAGAGAAGAAGGUCCGCAGAUAAUGUGACACCAAGAAAUGAGAAGGAAGAAGGGGUUAUGCUACUUACCCCAGUAAAUAAACCAGAAUCUGAGGCCACUGGGCAUAAAACACAAGACAUCAAGGAUAAACCAAAUUUAUCUGAAAAUGACAAUCUGCAUCACCAGGGACACAAAGGUAAAUUAAUAGGAAAAUGCCCUUUAGGUAAAAAUUAUACAGACAAUGGUUUGUUCAGAGAUAAGGAGCUAAAAGAAACUUCAAGAAGACCGACAACAGUUAAUGCUGAAGUACAGACUGCAAACAGAAAAGAGAAUGUGCCACAGGGGAAUUUCAGCUGUGAUAGAGAGAGUAUUGGAGACAAAAAGUACCUUUUCAAAGAACACAAAAAUAACACAGAGCCACUGCCACCUCAUAUAGGUACAGAUGAGGAAUUUCCUGGUGAUAAAAACAAGGUGCUGAAGGAUCGUGUGAAAAGAAUCUCAUUGGGUUUGAGCAAGACAGAUGUAGUAAAUAUCGUAAACCCAGACAAAAAUGAUGUAUUCAGUCAACAUGGUACAGGUAUUACAAAACGGGCGCAAGUUUUGACAAAUGAAUACGGCCAUGAUGACUCAGCAAGAAAUGGCAAGCAUGACUCAGCAGGUUGCAAGAAGAGGAGAGUUAAAGGCACAGCUUUCCAUAACUCAGGAAAUGGAGAUGCCUGUUAUGUAGCAGAGGGUAAAAAGCGGAAAUUUCAUCAUUAUGAGCAAAACUCUACAUCAAAGUUAAAUGAUACUUUCACUGUAGAAGUUAAGGAUGACAGGUGCAAAGUUACAAAUUUCAAUCAUUUUCGUGAAGUCAAAAACAAAUUACUCAAGAAGAACAUGAAAGAGUUUUCACAUUAUCCAAGUAAAAAUAAGCAUGUACCAAGUAGGUAUUUGACAGAAAGUUUGGUUGAUGAAAAAUCAUCUGAAGUUACCAACUUUAGGGAAUUAAGUAGUAACAGAACAAGUUCAAGUGAAUCGGCAGCAAAUUCCAAUAAAAUCUUGAACGUGUAUGACUUUCAUGACGACUCUCCACAAAAAGUGAAAAGACAACUGAUAAUGCAAGAGUCCAGUCAGACUUCCGUGUCACCAGACAAUACCGCAAUUAUCAACUUUGCAAGUGAAUCUCCACGCCCUAGCAGUCAAAAGAAACCAAUUUCCCAAAAGCAGAAUAAAAAAAGAAAAUCUAAGUUUCAGGUUGGGAAGUGUGCACAACCUAAAAGUUGUGACUCUGUCAAGAAAGAAGAUGAGUUGGCUUCUGGCUCAAGUGGUUUUAAGUUUUUACCUGAAAGAAAAGGAAAAAGGAUGAACCGAAAGUCUUAUUUGCAAGCCAAAAAGAAAAUAAAAGAACAGUGUGUGGAAGAACAGUCAACAAGUCAACAAAUUGACCAACUAGGAAGAUUUUCUCAGAAGGGUAAAAGUGGGAAGUCAAGGAAAGGACAGAAGGAAAGUUACCAGGUUGUACAAGUAGUUGAGAUGAGUUCAGAUGAAGAUACCGUAGGAAGCCCAAGAAACAAAAGUUCAGUGGACCAUAUUUACCAGGGGCCAGAUGAUGAUAGUCUAGAGUAUGGUACUUCUAGUGAUGAGGCAGAAGAAGAGGAGGUUGACAUUCUAACAAUGGACCACUAGCCUAAGAAAAGAGCUAGAAAGUGAUCUCAAUAUUGGAAGAACUAUGACUUAGAAGAUCAUAGCAUCCAAUGUUUUUUUAGUAUUUUAUAGGGACCAAACAUACUCCAUAAAGUCAUUUUGCAUGUGAACUGUUUUUAAUCUGGAUGAAGUAAUCUUUCUUUUUUGAGGAAGAAGAUUUUAUUGUAAAAGAACGUAGUAAUUAUUAUCUUUUAAAUUUUGGCAUGUUAAAUUUUAAAUGUUCAUAAUUUUCUGUAGUUUCCCUCAGAGAUUGAGGGAUAUGCGAUUUUUGAUUAAUAGAAACUGAUUACAGUUUACAAGUAGUUAGGAGUUCUUGCUUUUUAAAGGGAUAACAACUCUUCAUUUUGGUGGGAAAAGUGCCAUAAUAAAUUUUUUUUUGGUAAACGAUGAUUUUCCUUUACUUUCCAUUGUUUAAUGACUUUGUUCUGACAUACAAAGUUGUUUUUUAGAGAUUCAGAUAUUAUUAUUAUUGUUUUUCAGAGAUUAUUACUGAGGGUAGCUGGCCAUUAAGAUCUGUGUGGUCCAGAUGGCUAGCACAGAUUUCAGAAUAAUUGUGAUUACUGCCAUUUACACAUUGGUGGUACAAUGGAAUUUAAUUUUGAAACUCAUAUGAAGAGGUGUUAUCCCCUGGAGUUUUAUUGAAAUGUUAUCAUUUUGAAAUUUUAUCUAACUUUGAAAGUCUAAACAGUUUAUUUACAUGUUAUGAUCAAAACCAUUCAUUUUAGUCAUUCAAUGUAGGUGUGAGGACAUUCACAUUUGCAUCAAGAAUUUCUUUGAACAAUUUUAAACAAUAAAUACUUUCUUACUGUCUGUGCGUUUUAUCACCGUUUCUGAAUUUAACUACCCUAGGUUCUAGAUUGUCAGCUCGAUCUUGAUUUCAUAUAUAACCCAUAUCGCAAUACCAGGCUCUAGUGCACAGCGGCCAUGUUAGGCUCCCGUCAAUCAAACAGAACUGCUCUGCAGUGAAGCUGCAGUUGAAUGUCAUCAGACCAAAAUAAAACGUAAAAUAGAUUUAAUUCU
Molecule: messenger RNA, 4515 nt
Organism: Lingula anatina
Lineage: Eukaryota; Metazoa; Brachiopoda; Lingulata; Lingulida; Lingulidae
Biological process (GO): peptidyl-threonine phosphorylation; peptidyl-serine phosphorylation
Molecular function (GO): protein serine/threonine kinase activity; ATP binding
Source: RefSeq, a predicted model, not a curated record